UGCAAGAGCGGGAAGAAGGUCUGAUCUCCUCUGGGGUCUGAGUGUCUGGCGCGAGUCACAGGGUGUGUCUCUGAAGACCAUUUUAAUUUAAAAGGAAAGAUGCUGUCUUCCAAUGACCAGAAGCUAGAAAAGCUGGAUUCCUUUUAUCGACCUCCAUUGUCCAAGCAGAAGACAAGUGCUGAAAUCAUCAGUGAAGCACGGAACGCCUUAAGGGCGGUUAGAACCCAGAGACCAUUCACACCCCGCGAAGACCAGAGGAAGCUCUUCGGUCCUGCCUCAUCGAGAACCCCGGAAAACAGGCCUCCUUCCUCCUUCAGCCUCCACGCGUCCAGCUUUGAGUUAACCGAUUCCAAGCCUGUCUCUGGGACUCGUCUCAGGCCGCUGGAGCUGAAACCCAAGGCUCCAGCAUCUCCCAGCACAGAGGAGGAUGCCUGCCUCUCCUUCCCUAAAGCUCCACUGGACCCUGCAAAGAUAAGAAAAAUUAGCGGGGCCCGUGCACGCUUCUACAGGGCUGCAUCCCAGGGAAUGCUUCUGCCUGACAGAUCCCCUCCUGCUGCCCACUCAAAGACUGUGGAGGAAUCCAGCAAAACGGUUAGCGUGGGGAGUUCUACAGCCAGAAGGAGUGGGACUCAUUUAACAGCCUCCAGUGCCAACAGCCAUUUAAAGAGUCCCCCACUUCUCACCUGCGACCAAGGCUUCCGAGAAACCACAGAGGAAGACGCGGCCCGACUGUCUCAGCUCCGACAUGGAGGGGACCCUGGGAAACGGCGUGCCAGGGCCUCCUCGUGUCCUAGCAGCUCAGACCUGAGCAGGCAGGAAACCAGAGCAGCCUCAAGAGCCAGCUUACAGGAACGGGAGACAGAACCAGAAGUAGAUGAAGUCUUUUGGAGAACACGGAUCGUUCCGAUUUUGCAUCAAUUAGAAAAGGAGGAAGAUAUUGAAGAGAUGUGUGCGGCCUGCACCCAGCUCCACCGCGCACUGGAGGAAGGGCGCAUGCUCCGGAAGAAGUUCAAGAGAAGAACUGUUCUGCUGAAGGCUCUGUAUAAGCUAGUGGACGUCGGCUCAGACGCGCUCAGCCUCAAGCUUGCGAAACUUAUCCUGGCACUCAAGGUGAGUGGAAAGAACCUUCUCAACGUCUGCAAACUGGUAUUUAAAAUCAGCAGGAGUGAGGAAAAUGAUCUCCUAAUGCAGAAGGACAACAUCCUGGAAUCAUUACUGGAGGUCGUGAGAGGUGAGGACCUGCAGAGCAACACCGAGGCCUUUCUCUACUGCAUGGGGGCUCUGAAAUUCAUCUCGGGAAGCCCCGGAUUUCUUACUGAGAUGGUCAACAAAGGCGCAGUGGAGAUCUUGGCACAGUUAAUAAAGGAAAUGACAGAGGACACGGAGAAGCAUGGGGCGUGCCGGCCUAAUGCAGGCCACUUGCUAGUGCAGACAACUGCUACCUUGAGAAACUUGGUGGAUUCACCCCUGACGAGAAGCAAGCUCCUGACCCUCGGGGCCUUUCCGCAUCUCUGCACAGUGAUGGAGCAGCACGCGGAUGACAAGGACGUCUGUACCAACAUCGCCAGAGUCUUUAGCAAACUAACCUCUUACCGUGACUGCUGUGCAGCCCUGGCCAGCUAUUCCAGAUGCUACGCCUUGUUUCUAAGUCUAUUGAACAAGUACCAGAAGAACCAGGACUUAGUCAUUCGAAUUGUUUUUAUCCUUGGCAACCUGACAGCGAAAAGUAACCAGGCCCGGGAACUUUUCUCCAGAGAGGCUGGGUGCAUCGACACUCUGCUCGCACUGUUUCAGAGCUUCUGCCAACUCGAGGAGAGCUCCCCAAAGCCGCAGCGCCCGGAAGCCAGGCCACAGGCAGAGGCCGAGGACGUGCUGGUCAAGCUGACCCGUGUCCUCGCCAACAUAGCCAUUCACCCGCGCAUUGGCCCAAUGCUGGCCGCCAACUCUCGGGUGGUGGGCCUGCUGCUGACGACUCUGGAAUCUAAGUCACUGGGCGACUGUGAGGAGCUGGUGAUCAACACUACAGCUGCCAUCAACAACCUGUCCUUCUACCAGGUGCAGAGCUCCGUCCUGCAGCACAGGAAGCUGCACGUCGCUGAACUGCUCUUAAAGCUCCUUGUAAGUAACAACAUGGAUGGGAUCCUGGAGGCUGUGCGUGUCUUCGGAAAUCUCUCCCAGGACCACGACGUCUGCAAUUUCCUCAUGCAGAAAAACGUACACAAGUUCAUGAUCGCACUGCUGGAAGCCAGGCACCAGGACAUUUGCUUCUCUGCCUGUGGCGUCCUCCUGAACCUCACGGUGGAUAAGGAGAAGCGGGCCAUUCUGAAAGAAGGUGGCGGCAUUAAAAAGUUAGUGGACUGUUUGAGAGACUUCGGCCCCGGUGAUUGGCAGCUGGCCUGCCUGGUGUGCAAGACCCUGUGGAACUUCAGUGAAAACAUCACCAACGCGUCCGAGUGUUUCGGAGAUGACGUCACCAACACACUUCUCACCCUCCUGUCGACGUUUUUAGAUGAAGAACUAGCCCUGGAUGGCAGUUUUGAUCAAGACUUAAAAAGUUAUCACAGGCUCCACUGGGAGACGGAAUUCAAGCCCGUGGCCCGGCAGCUGCUAAAGCGAAUCCAGAGUCACCACUCGCUCCUGGAGCCCCUGCCCGUCCCUUCUUUCUAACGUGACACAGGCCAGCGGCAGAACUGGGAAGUCAGACCUCCCUCAUUCUCAGGAAAUGGUAAAAGCAUGAAAGUUUUUCAGUAUUCACACACGCUGAGCAUUUUUACAGUUCUGAUUUUAGCCAAUAGCCUAAGUGUUUUGAAAGAAAUAAGCAUUUCUUUUUCUAGGUAUUACAGAAAAUGGAUAUAUAUAUAUAUAUAUAUAUAUUCUGCUAUGAGAGGUAUGAGAUGGAAAUAUAUGCAUUUUUAAGACUUCUCUUUCUGUUCGCCUUAAAGUCACUUAGGAAAGAUCCUUAAAGAUCCCGGUUUGACAACUCUGGAAUGAGCGAGCUCGUCAGGUCACUAGCUAAGGGACUGCAUGGUGAGACCGAGGCUCUGACCACGGGAAGAGCGGCCCACAGGAGAGGCGCAUACCACCCUCUGCUGCUCUCCUCGGCCUAAGAGAAGGAAUAGGCAGAGUAGAGAAAGCUGUGAGGAGGGCGGCUCGGUGGCAGAUCACCUGACUUCCAGGUUCAAGGCCCCGGGCCAGAACCCCAGCAAGGGACUAGGAGGAACUACUGCUUUAGGUCAACCAUCCUCUUAGAUUUUUAAUUUUUGUUAAAAUUUGUUUGUUUGUUUGGCCUGUGUGUAUAUUUAUGCACCCUGUGCGUGUAAUACCUGUGGAGGCCAGAAGAGGGUGCCAGAUCCCCUGAGACUGCUGUCAUAGCCGUGUGAGCCUCCGUGUGGGGGCUGGGAAUUGAACUCAGGUCUGCGGCAAGAGCAGUCAGUGUUCUCGCUGAGCCAUCUCUUCUGCCCCUACUUUUAAAAUAUUUUCAAAAUUUGUAUUUGUGUCUGUCUGUCUAUCGGUCUGAAUAAGCAUAUGUUCUGUGUGUGUGUGUGUGUGUGUGUGUGUUCCCUUGAAUCCAAAAGUGGGUGUCAGCCCCUGGAACUGGAAUUACAGGUGGUUUUAAGUUGCUGGACACGAGUGCUUGGAGCCAAACUUAGUACUUCUGGAAGAGCAGCGAGUGCUACUAACCACUGAGCCAUGCUGCAGCCCAGCCAUCUGCUCCUGAAUGAAGUAAAACAGAUGAAAAAGUCCCUUUCCUUUCAUUUGAAAUAGUGACUGAAUUAGAUGGGCUUUCCUCUUCAUUAGACUGUAUCCAAGAGAGAUGAUGUAGCAGAUUAGGAAGUACAAGCUUAUCUAGAAGAUAUCCCUGAGAUAUCCUCCUAUCUCUCUGCUGCUGGGGGGAGGGGUGUACUUUAGCCAAUUAAUCAAAUUUCUUGAGACAUACUGUAAAUUGAGAAUAUUACCUCUCUUUGUUUUAGUGUGUGCAUUAGUCAGGGUUCUUAGAAGAAUAGGGGAUAUAUAUAUUCCCCUCUCUCUCUCUCUCUCUGUGUGUGUGUGUAUGUGUGUGUGUGUGUGUGUGUGUGUGUGUGUGUGUAAUAAACGAUUUAUUAGGUUGGCUUACUGGCUGGGAAACCCAACAAUGGCGGUCUGAAUUUUGGAGAACGGCGAAGCCAGGGUCUCAUCAGCCCAGGAGGCUGAGUACCCCAACAGCCUCAGUCUGGUCCUGAAGACUAGAAGGAUUCCUGGAGAGCGUCUGGUCUUCAGUCCAUGCUAGAGACUGAAGCAACUGGAUUCCCAAGUCAAUGAGGGAUCAGCAGUGGCAGAAACAAAGUGGAUGUGCUUGCCAGCCAGUGCAAAAGGGGAAGGCAAAAAGCCCGCCUUUCCCUCAGACCGCUUUGUAGCUGGGUUGCCUCAGGAGGAGCUGCUGACAUGGAGGGGAAGGUUGUCCUCCUCAGUUAAGCUUUCCGGGGAAUACCCUGGCAGGCAAACGUGUCUCAAAGUUGUGUCUCAAAGUUGGUCCCAGAGCUAAGAAGGUUGACCCCCAACGUUAACACACAACAUUGUCUAGAGCAAAGCCUGCACAGCAGGCUGUGGGUGCACGCUGUAAUUAUUGUGAUGGGAGUCUGUUUGCUCACUGGUCUCAGGAGGGUAAAAUUUGCAUCUGAAUAAAUUAUUUGA
Molecule: messenger RNA, 4671 nt
Organism: Apodemus sylvaticus (European woodmouse)
Lineage: Eukaryota; Metazoa; Chordata; Mammalia; Rodentia; Muridae
Gene: Armc2
Product: armadillo repeat containing 2
Exons: 18
Coding region: 100-2667 (855 amino acids)
Biological process (GO): cilium organization; sperm axoneme assembly
Molecular function (GO): protein binding
Source: RefSeq, a predicted model, not a curated record